CUAGCUUGUCGCUGUGUCGGUGGGAGGAUCUCUGCUCGCCUGCCCCGUUCCUCAGCACCCUCUCUGUAAAAUUAGCGAACACUGCAGCAAGAAGUGUGUGUCACGAUCAAGAGCGAAAGAGCAAAAGGGAGGAUUAAUAUUCCUACAAACAUCUCAACCGGCUGACGACAGAUAUGGCAGCCAUUCGGAAGAAGCUGGUGAUUGUUGGGGAUGGAGCUUGCGGGAAAACAUGUCUUCUCAUUGUUUUCAGUAAAGACCAGUUUCCUGAGGUCUACGUCCCAACAGUGUUUGAGAACUACAUUGCUGAUAUCGAGGUUGAUGGAAAACAGGUGGAGCUGGCAUUGUGGGACACCGCGGGCCAAGAGGACUACGACAGGCUGAGGCCCCUCUCCUACCCCGACACAGACGUCAUCCUCAUGUGCUUCUCUAUCGACAGCCCCGACAGUUUAGAAAACAUCCCUGAGAAGUGGACGCCGGAGGUGAAACACUUCUGUCCCAAUGUUCCCAUCAUCCUGGUGGGGAACAAGAAGGACCUGAGGAACGACGAGCACACACGGAGAGAGCUAGCCAAGAUGAAGCAGGAACCAGUGAAGAUAGAGGAAGGCAGAGACAUGGCCGGCAGGAUCGGCGCCUUCGGCUACCUGGAGUGCUCCGCCAAGACGAAGGACGGCGUGCGGGAAGUGUUCGAGAUGGCCACCAGAGCGGCGCUGCAGGUCCGCAAGCGCAAGAAGAGAAGCGGCUGCACGCUGCUGUGAGCGGUCCAGACGCCACAAAAUCAACUGACCAGGAGAAAAACCCACACACAUGAAAAGGACUGACCUAUUACCAAAAGGAUCUUUGUACUGUAUCUUGCAUUUCAUGACAGCAGGCAGGCAGAUGAGUCAAACACAAACAAACCUAACACAGGAAACGGACUUUGGCUAUUAACAACCGUGGUUAGAAUGAUGUUCAAAGUUCCUUAUUGAUUUACUCUCUUCUCUCUCUCUCUCUCUCUCUCUUCAAAAUCUGUCUUUACACACGGUAUGUUUUUAUUUCCGACUUGUUUUUCUUCCUUUUUUGUAAUAUAACAAGGCUGUGGUAGGUGCACAUAUUUGUAUGCAAUAUUGUUCCUCAUGAGCUCUGGCAGCAGCAUCCUUCUUAGCUUGUAUAAAGUCUUCAUGAGUAAGGUCUUGUCCAAACAGUCCGGAAUGUCAAGUUCUGUUUAUUAUUGUAGCAAUCGUGAUAGAAAAUGAAAAUCGAUAUCCUUUUGACCAUGAGAGCUAGUGCCUUUUUAAGUUCGUACACCACCAUCUCUACAUGUUCGUCAGCCAGCUGGCGUUUCAGCUGAGGACCUCUCCAUUGUACUGUAGCUCAUUUUACAGUGUUGUCAUUGUGAAACCUGAGCAAAGCCAUAACUAAGGCUGUCAGUGCUGGUGAAAACUCGUCAAGCACAACAAAUAGUCAACUUGUGUCAUUUUUGUCGGCAUGGAACAUCAGCUCCCCCCCCCCUGCAUUCUCCGUUUUCAGUCGACUCACGUUGAGGAUAAAGACAGGCAGCUUCUUCUGUAACAUGAAAAACGGUCAACAAAAGUUUCCCUUUCCGUGUAAGAUUGCACACAUAUGCACCCGUCAGAAGCGUUAGUGGACCUAGAUGAGGGAGAAGAGGCCAAGCCAGUAUGACUCAACUAUGCACAAUAGCUGUUUGGACCAACAGGGAGAUGACACAGCUGAAACCGAAGUCACAGGGGGGCCGAGGCCUGGUGACACCUCCCUUGUUUGUUUAUUGUGAGUGACUGAGUUCACCUGUUUUGUUACGACAAGCGAGCCUGUCCCACCCGCAGUUGGAAUCCGUGUGGCGGACCGGUUAGCCCGGUCGUGGAAGUCGUGUCUCAUUAGAGCUGUUGGUCUGUUUGCAUGCGGUCGUUUCCAGUCGGAUGACAUUCUUUACAUGUUUGAGAGGAGAUGUGUGCGAGCAGUUUGCUUUUCCCUGGUGCCUUCUCUGUUCUGGUGUGCCUUUUAGGUUGUUCUCUCCCGGACCAGAUGAACUAGCUGCCGUGUGACGCUGACGGAACUGACAGUCAACGGUGACCUUUUCUGACAUGUUUUCCAAGGCUCGGUUCACUAAAUGCUUUGAAAGAAUAGCAGAAGGCGUCAUUAGUUUGCUAAAUUGUAAGCUGUUACGACAUGAAUAGUAAAAUCUUGCGUGUGAGAACGGUAUCUUUAUCAUCUGGGCAGAUGAGCAGGAUUUUGCCAGUUUUGUGUCAAGAAUUGCUUAUUUCCUCAGCAUCACUGGGAAAACAUCUGUCUGCAGCCAUUAAAGAUUCCCUUUGAUGCUUUAGAGCUGUGUAUUGCUGCCAAAAAAACUUUUCAGAGUACCACUCUAAAUAAAAAGGAAAUUGGGCUUAUUCUCUUGAUCUGUGUUGUUCUUGACCUUCUUGAAAAGCAACAAAAAUUAGUUUCUGGGACAUGUCAGAGACCGUCCAUUUGUCCCCUCAGAACACCACCCUGACCUGAAAACAAAGCGGCUUCCUCUACGAAGCUCGGAAGGCCCAGCGACUGUCCUCAGGCACACUCUUCACAGCAUUCCUUCUCUCCGCCUGUGUUGCUCAUUCAUGUACUGUACAUGUCCCAUGGUUGCAUGGAGGGUGGAUUUUCAAAACGUGUGUCGCAAAAUGAUGUCUUUGAUGUUGCAUGCAACCUUCUUACAAAUGCCAGUGGGGGGAAAAAAAGGCACCAGACCUUCCCGGCUGGCGACAUCUGUAUCUAUUAUAUUGUAAUGCAAACUAAACCCUCUGCUGGCCAAGCACAGACAGUUUGCUUUAGCUGAGUAGCCAGUGGAGAGGCUACAACUCAGCUGAUGUUUGUGUUUUUAUGCGUGUGUGUUUAGGAGAGGGGGCAUCGAUUACACACCAUAUUAAUGUUACCUCAAAUCUUUCAAGGGGCGGAAGCUACAUUUUGACUCUGGACUUUGUGCGUUUUUGCGGACAACAAGCACACUGUGGAGGCAGAGAGGAGACAGAUUCAUAUCACGUCGAGGUUUCUGAAAGCGUAGGCCUCGUGCUGAGCGUCUCAUAGCCGUGGCAUGAUGUUCAUGGGUCUCAACAAGCUCAGCGCCAAGGAAUUCUUAGGAAUUAGAGGUCGGCGGAGAUAGUUGGCUGGCUGUCACAGCUGGAAGCACAGCGUAAUGAUGAAAGCAUUCCCACAGAGCGGCGGAGGGUCUCGUGUUUGAACAUAUCACUAAGAGCAUGUACUAUACUGCUGUUAAUGUGUAUGCAGAUCAUGUCCCGCUAAAUCAGAAAGCUGUCCUUACAAUGUUGAUGCAUGCAUGAGACACACACACAUAUACACAAGCACUAACAUGCACACCUCUUUUGGAACAGCUUCUGCUCAGUGUUGUGUAACUUUUCUUUCUUUCUCUGGAAGUAUUUGAAAUUAUAAAGGAUCCAGAUUUAUAUAUAUAAAAAAGCUCAUUGUAAUAAUGCUUUGUAAACAGAAAGUGUUCUAGUGAAUGUUUGAUCUGAAGUGAACAUGAACAUUGUUAAUAAACUAUUUUUGAGACAAGA
Acanthochromis polyacanthus (spiny chromis) is the source of this 3542-nucleotide messenger RNA. Its product is annotated as rho-related GTP-binding protein RhoA-D. The coding region runs from base 174 to 755 and encodes 193 amino acids. The transcript has 5 exons. Lineage: Eukaryota; Metazoa; Chordata; Actinopteri; Pomacentridae. The record is from RefSeq and is a predicted model, not a curated record. Gene Ontology annotation, cellular component: neuron projection. Gene Ontology annotation, molecular function: GTPase activity; GTP binding. Gene Ontology annotation, biological process: small GTPase-mediated signal transduction.